This is a messenger RNA of Aspergillus japonicus CBS 114.51, 1134 nucleotides long. Its product is annotated as fatty acid alpha-hydroxylase. The record is from RefSeq and is a predicted model, not a curated record. Gene Ontology annotation, molecular function: fatty acid 2-hydroxylase activity; iron ion binding; heme binding. NCBI's taxonomy places the organism in Eukaryota, Fungi, Ascomycota, Eurotiomycetes, Eurotiales, Aspergillaceae. The coding region runs from base 1 to 1134 and encodes 377 amino acids. The transcript has 3 exons. Gene Ontology annotation, cellular component: endoplasmic reticulum; membrane. Gene Ontology annotation, biological process: lipid biosynthetic process; fatty acid metabolic process.
AUGCCUGGAAAAGUACUCCCCGUGUUCACCCCGGCCGAGAUCGAACUCCAUAACAACGCCAAGUCAUGCUAUGUGACGCUGGGAUCCAAAGUCUACGAUGUCACUGAGUUUGUGGACGGUCACCCCGGGGGUGAGGACCUCGUCCUGGAGUAUGCCGGCAAAGACGUAACCGAGAUCUUGCGCGACGAGUCAUCCCACGUCCACUCCGACUCGGCUUAUGAAAUACUGGAGGAGUGUCAAAUCGGCUUCGUGGCUUCUGAAUUCAAUGGGAAGGCCCGAACGGUUGAUGCAUCACAAACACAACAAGUGGCGAAUGGUUCUGGAGCAGUCUAUGCCACGACUGGGAUGUCCUGUGAAGAAGACCUGUCCGUCGAUACCGAUUACACCCAAGACUUCCAGACGCACAAGUUCCUCGACCUCAACCAGCCCCUUCUGAAACAGCUGUGGUUUAGUGGCUUCAGCAAAGAAUUCUAUCUUGAACAGAUUCACCGCCCGCGUCACUACAAGGGAGGGGAGUCUGCGCCCUUGUUCGGCAAUUUCCUGGAGCCACUCAGCAAGACGGCAUGGUAUGUCGUCCCCAUCAUGUGGCUCCCUCCUGUCGCCUACGGCACCUUUGUUGGAUUUUCCGGGCUUGCGAAUGCGCCUGCUGCUGCUGGUUACUGGGUCGGGGGGCUCUUCCUCUGGACCUUAAUCGAGUAUCUGAUGCAUCGAUUCCUGUUCCACAUUGAUCACUAUCUUCCCGAUAAUCGUGUUGGGCUAACUCUCCACUUCUUGCUCCACGGUAUUCAUCACUACUUGCCGAUGGACAAGUAUCGCUUGGUCAUGCCCCCAACUCUUUUUGUUGUAUUGGCAACGCCAUUCUGGAAGCUUGCUCAUGCUGUCUUCUUCUACAAUUGGUACGCUGCUUUGACAGUGUACUGUGGCGGUAUUUUCGGCUACAUCUGCUACGACAUGACCCACUACUUCCUUCAUCACCGCAAUCUUCCCAUGUACUACAAGCAACUCAAGAAGUAUCACCUUCAACACCACUUCGCAGACUUUGACAAUGGCUUUGGUGUCACCAGCCGCUUCUGGGAUCAGGUAUUUGGCACGGAGCUGGAGACUCCCGCCCCCAAGGGUGCGAAGGCCCAGUGA